Penicillium malachiteum is the source of this 1287-nucleotide messenger RNA. Its product is annotated as N-acetylglucosamine-6-phosphate deacetylase. Bases 1 to 1287 code for a protein of 428 amino acids. The record is from RefSeq and is a predicted model, not a curated record. The transcript is spliced from 2 exons. Gene Ontology annotation, biological process: N-acetylglucosamine catabolic process. NCBI's taxonomy places the organism in Eukaryota, Fungi, Ascomycota, Eurotiomycetes, Eurotiales, Aspergillaceae. Gene Ontology annotation, molecular function: N-acetylglucosamine-6-phosphate deacetylase activity.
AUGCCAGGCAAAACAACCCCGGUCCCUCGAAUCACCAAGUUUACGAACUGUCGCCUCGUGCGCGGCUCGUCAUUGGUGGAGCAAGAUCUAUGGAUUGACUCACUUUCCGGAAAGAUCCUCAAGGAUCAAGAGGCAUUCUAUGAACUACACCUCUCUCCCGAUGAGAUCGUCGAUCUAGGUGGUCGAAUCUUGGCACCUGGACUGAUAGAUGUGCAGCUGAAUGGCGCUCACGGUUUUGAUUUCUCAGUCCCCUGUGAGACAAAGGAAGAGUAUGAUGAGGGCUUACGCAUGGUGAAUACUGGUCUGGCUCGCACUGGUGUUACUUCAUACCUCCCGACUGUAGUCAGCUCUACACCUGAGGUGUACUGGAAGGUGCUUCCCUCACUUGGUCCUACUGGCGAAACUCACCAAGCGCAAGAUGGCGCCGAGUCCCUCGGAGCACACGUCGAGGGACCAUUCAUCAGUCCCGGACGAAACGGCAUCCACAAGUCAGAGGUACUGCGCGCGGCGCAAACUUUCGAAGACCUGCUCCACUGUUAUGGCGAGGAGAACCUAGGCACCAUCUGUCCUAUCAAGAUGAUCACCGCUGCACCAGAAGUCGGCAACAUGAUGUCGCAGAUUCCCGAAAUCACAAAGCGCAACAUCAUCUACUCUAUCGGUCAUUCCGACGCUACAUACGAACAAGCAGUUACAGCUACUCGUCAGGGAGCCCGUAUGAUCACCCACUUGUUCAACGCCAUGCGCCCAUUCUAUCACCGUAACCCCGGUAUCUUCGGUCUUCUGGGUCAAAGCGAGCGCCGUCGUCCAUACUACGGAGUGAUUGCUGAUGGAAUCCAUUUGCACCCGACCUCUAUCAAGAUUGCCUACAACGCGCACCCUGAGGGAUUGAUUCUAGUGACAGAUGCGAUGCGCCUGUGUGGACUUCCAGAUGGAGUUUAUGAGUGGACAAAUGGCGAGCGGAUUGUCAAGACCGGUGCGCGUCUGACACUGGAGGGAUCGGAUAAGAUUGCAGGAAGUUCCGCGACGCUCAUUGAAUGUGUGAACAAUUUCCGUCGCUGGUCGGGUUCUUCCACUGCGGAUGCGAUCAACGCUGUGACUGCUACUCCUGCGCGCCUGUUGGGUCUGGAGGGAAUCAAGGGAUCAUUGGAUAGCGGUGCGGAUGCGGACUUGGUUGUUUUGGGCGAGAGUGAUGACCCUUUCUCCGGUUCUACUUUGACAGUGGACCAGGUAUGGAAGUUCGGUGUCAAGAUUCAUGAUGCUGAGAACUUGAAGACCGUGGGCGUUUAA